ACCGUCUCCACCCAAAGCCACCAUCACUACAAAGUGCCACAUUUCCUCAUUUUCAUUCUCUGCCCACACUCCGCACACCUGCUCACCUUUUACAUAUCCAGCUAUACUUCAAGCUUUAGGCUCUUUAUCUAUUUAAACUGGGCACAAACCAUCCUGCACACACACACUGGGGUUCUCAGGUACAUUUCCUAACUUCUGAAGGAGCAAGCAACAAUGGCGCCUUCAGUUCUCCAGAACGGUGGAUUCAUUUUGGGCUUGAUUGGUGCAGCGGCCCUCAUCGCAGCUACUGCCAUGAACAAAUGGAGUGUGAAGGACAGGCAGGGGGACGUGGUGACGUCUGUUUACACCUACAAGGGUCUGUGGCAGGACUGUGAGACGGCUUCCUCAGGAUUCACCGAGUGCCGCCCGCUCUAUGGCCUCCUGGGCUUCUCAGGUGCCUUCCAGGCGGUGCGAGCCCUGAUGAUCGUGGGCGUGGUGCUGGGCGUCCUCGGGGCUGUGAUAUCAGUUUUCUCCCUGACCUGCCUCACAAUGAACAGCAUGGCAGAGUCCACCAAGGGCAAGAUGAGCCUCACCGCUGGCAUCAUGUUCAUCAUCGCUGGUGUGUGUGGCAUCGCAGGAGCUUCUAUCUACGCAAGUCAGAUUGUGGCCAGUUUCAGGAUGUCCACCUACAACAACUACAAUGGAGGGAUGGGUGGAGGAAUGGGUGGAGGAAUGGGUGGAGGAAUGGGAGGAAUGGGAGGAGGAAUGGGAGGAAUGCCCACAUACACGUUCGGCCCUGCACUGUUUGUAGCCUGGAUCGGAGGAGGCGUCCUGUUCAUUGGAGGCAUCCUGAAGUCACUGGCUUUCAGAGAAAUGGUGAAAGAUGAAAAACCGAGUUACCCAGGGGUUGUUUACAAACCUCAGACCCGCACCAAAACCGACCUGAGUGAUCGCCAUUCAGAGGGCGGCAAGAAAGAGCAGAAUUAUGUCUAACAACUUGUGUUUGCUAAGGCGUGUCCUUUUAACUCUUCACAUGCAGCAUGCUUUGUGGGAUGUUUUUUUUUUUUAGUUGCCUUAUAUACGGAUUCAAUACUACUUCUUUACUAUUUGAUAUUGAAGUCAAUAAUAGUCUCAUCCUGACAGCAGUUCACUAGGUGUAAUAACAAAGGAUUUGUGGCAAAAUAUUUAGUUUCAUGUGUACAUCUCAGUGGUUACUAGAUAUUUAUAGAUGCUGUAUGUAAUUGAAUCUUUUUC
Molecule: messenger RNA, 1233 nt
Organism: Dicentrarchus labrax (European seabass)
Lineage: Eukaryota; Metazoa; Chordata; Actinopteri; Moronidae
Gene: cldn18
Product: claudin 18
Exons: 5
Coding region: 214-972 (252 amino acids)
Biological process (GO): bicellular tight junction assembly; cell adhesion
Cellular component (GO): plasma membrane; bicellular tight junction
Molecular function (GO): structural molecule activity
Source: RefSeq, a predicted model, not a curated record